GUUGGUGAAUUCAAUGAAAACAAGCACACGUUUAACAAGUUACUGGAUUUAAAAACUAAGCUAACGACAAAUAAUACAAAUAAAAAUGACUGAUUUAUAAAGACAAUUCACGCCGUACGAAAUACACUACAAUAUUCCAAAUAUGAUUUCGAACAGGCGACCAACAGGACGCUUGUAGUAUUCUAUUGUCGUCAGGCACCUUGUGAGACUUCUACUGCGGAAGGACCCCAGGAUGUCCAUGCUCGCCGAACCCCGCAGAAAACAAAAGUGGUCGACGGACCCGCGGAACAGUGCCUGGAGCAAUGACGACUCCAAGUUUGGCCAGAAGAUGCUGGAGCGCAUGGGCUGGUCCAAGGGCAAGGGCCUGGGCCGAAGCGAGCAAGGAGCCACCGAGCACGUCCAAGUCAAAGUGAAGAACAACUGCUACGGUCUGGGAGCCCACGGCAGCCAGGAGGAUAACUGGAUCGCACACCAGGAGGAUUUCAACGACCUCCUCGCUCAGCUCAACAACUGCCACGGCCAAAACAACAACAACAGCAGCAGCAGCGGCAAAGCUGAAAGUCCGCCAGAGGAGCAGAAGGGCUUCAGCCUGGAGGAGAAAUCCAAGACGUCCAAAAAGCGAGUCCAUUACAUGAAAUUCGCCAAAGGGAAGGACCUCUCUUCCCGAAGUGCGACGGACCUCAAUUGCAUCUUUGGGAAGAGAGCAAAGUCUGCCGCACAUCCAGAGCAGGAGAGCGCCGAGAGCCCGACCGACGAGAGCCCGACCGCCGCCGCCGCCGCCGCUCGCGAACUCGACACGGAGUCCAUCGCCAAGACGGUGACCAGCACGCUCACCACGCAGGAGUACUUUGCGCAGAGGAUGGCCCGGCUGAAGACGGCCCGCCGGCAGGUCGCCGCUGACGCGCGCGAGUCGGAAGAGCCCGAGCAGAAGAAGAAGAAGAAGAAGGCGGACACGGUGAGCGGUCUGGAACGAGCCGCCGAGCCCUCGAAGAAGAGACCAAACGAGGACGCUGCGAAGGAAAACUUGGCUGAGGAGAAGCGCAGUGAGGAGCGGAAGAAGAAGAAGAAGAAGCCAAAAUACAAAACGGAGAUGCCGAGCGCAACGCCGGCGGUUGAACCUGAAGAGAAAUCUGGCGAGGAGCAAGAGCUUGUCGUGCACAAGAAAUCCAAAAAGCUCAAGAAAAAACAGCGAAGUUUGUGAGGAAUUGGGGUUGGGAAGAAAAAGUUUCCCCCCCCCAAAAAAAAAAAAAAAAAAAAAAAUCCGAUGACAUUUUC
Messenger RNA from Phycodurus eques (leafy seadragon), 1275 nucleotides. It is a transcript of the gene pinx1, whose product is annotated as PIN2 (TERF1) interacting telomerase inhibitor 1. The transcript has 7 exons. NCBI's taxonomy places the organism in Eukaryota, Metazoa, Chordata, Actinopteri, Syngnathiformes, Syngnathidae. Gene Ontology annotation, molecular function: nucleic acid binding; telomerase inhibitor activity. Gene Ontology annotation, cellular component: nucleolus. The record is from RefSeq and is a predicted model, not a curated record. Gene Ontology annotation, biological process: regulation of ribosome biogenesis. The coding region runs from base 233 to 1201 and encodes 322 amino acids.